Bombyx mandarina (wild silkworm) is the source of this 1365-nucleotide messenger RNA. Its product is annotated as sodium channel protein Nach. The record is from RefSeq and is a predicted model, not a curated record. Gene Ontology annotation, cellular component: plasma membrane. NCBI's taxonomy places the organism in Eukaryota, Metazoa, Arthropoda, Insecta, Lepidoptera, Bombycidae. Gene Ontology annotation, biological process: sodium ion transmembrane transport. Gene Ontology annotation, molecular function: ligand-gated sodium channel activity.
AUGGAUUUAGCUGGAUUACUGAAAGAAGCACAGUUUCACGGCGCUAAAAGGCUUUUUGAGAAUAGAUUCAGAUUACUAUGGACAGUAGCAUUGGGAGUGCUUUUCAGUUGUUCUGUGACAGUAGUUUGGAUUACCAUAAAGCGUUUCUUGGAGAACCCAACAUUCAUAGUUCAGAUGCAAAGUUCUCAGGAUGUGAUGCCGUUCCCAUCGGUUUGGAUUUGUCCCGAAAUCAGUUUUCCGGAACAUAAAAUGGACGAGUUCGCUAAUAAACUUAAUUACCCAGAAGGUAUAAACGCAAGUUAUUUCAAAAGUAAAUUAAGACAGCUGGCCGCUUUCUACUCGCCCGACGUAGUCUACAAUGUGAGAGAUCUACAAAGAAUAGAAUAUGUUUUGUACUAUAACAACCUGGUGGAUAUGGAGGCUACUGGGAGGAGACUCAUGACGUCGUGCGAGGAAACUCUGAUAAGAGAGAUGCAAGAAUACGAAAUCCACGCUACAGUAGAGAAGAAAGUUUUUUUAACUGAACGUUUUGGAUUAUUCAGCGGCCUGAUGCUAGUUGUGAACCAGACGCAGAAACUAGACAGCGUGGACUUGUCUUAUAAAUGGUUGGCUUUACAAAGCAGUCAGCACUUCGUCGAAUCCACAGUCAACGGUACCCCGUUGAACCCAGGCACAGAAAAAUGGGUCAGCUACCACUUCAAGGGCUACCAGAUCGCCGACGACGCUAAGAGCCUCAGCAUUAUUCUGCGCCAAUGUCGUCUCGCAGAGGAGCCCCUGAAAUACUUCCCAAUAUAUACGAAGGAAUACUGUAUAAUAGAAUGUGAGAUGGAGCGCACUCUAAGGAUGUGUGGUUGUGUACGAAUCGUGCAUCCAAAACGACCUGGUGUUUCGUAUUGCAAAUCUCAAAAUCUUUUCUGUGCUCAGCAUGCGAUGGUGGCAUUUGACAGUAAUGACUGCGACUGUCCACAAGCUUGCGACGUGCCCUCGGAGCAGGUCAUUACCAACACCUUCUAUAUGAAUUCAGAAGUGCAGCCUUUGGAUACAUUUUACAAAGGUUUAGACUUCAACAAAGUGACCGUCGUAAAGAUUUUUGUGCAAAAUCGUGAAACAACCGUCAACACUCGCUGGUCUUACUUCAGUUCCAUUGAUUUGUUCUCUCAGCUCGGUGGUGUCUUCAAUGUAUUCUUCGGCGUAAGCAUUCUCACAGUAUUAGAGCUGAUCCAAUUAGCGUACCAUGCUUUUAAAUCUAUUAGAGCUAAAUACAAAAUAACUGUACAGAACAUUGCAGCUGAGCAGGAAAAUAUUCCAAACGAUAUACGUAGUCCAAAAACUAAAAAAACACGCUUAAAUAGUAAAGCCAACUAA